UUCUCACCAACAUCCCAGUUAUUCAUCAUUUCCUUUCUCUAAUUGCGCUUUGUUAAAGCACUCUCCGAUGGCAUGGAAACACAGAAAGCUCUUCCCAGCACAAACAAACCAAACCCAAGAUUGUUCUGGGUUAUGUGACCCUGCAUGUCCGUACAACUGUUACACCAAUUACCCUGACUACUAUUUUUCACCACCACCACCACCUUCUUCCACCAUUUCUGACCACUCCGGCAACCACAUCUCCUCCUACUUAAUCAUCCUCAUAUCGUUAUUCUCUGUCAUUUUCCUUCUCAUCUGUCUAUACGUCGUGAAACUUAAGUGCUACGCCGCCUGGUGCAGGCGGAGGCUCGACAACGGCUCCGUCCGCACGCAGUCGGACGACGAGUUUGUCAAUGAAAACCAAAUUGAUCAUCCGGUGUGGCUAAUAGCCACGGUUGGUUUGCAACAAUCCGUUAUAAAUUCUAUAACCGCUUGCCGGUACAGAAAGGACGACGGUUUGAUUGAAGGAAUAGAGUGCUCUGUUUGCUUGAACGAGUUUCAAGAAGGGGAAACAUUGAGGCUCUUGCCCAAGUGUAGUCACGCUUUUCACAUUCCGUGUAUUGACACGUGGCUACGCUCUCAUACAAAUUGUCCUCUUUGCCGAGCUCGUAUUGUUUCUAACAACAAUGCAAAUUCUGAAACAGGAAUUUCAAAUUCGAUCUCAGUGGGUCAAGAAAACGGUGGUAGUGGUAACAGUUUUAGAAGGAAUCCGAAUCAAGAGGAAUCGAGAAUCGAGGGUGGAUUAAGCAGCGAUAAUAUGUUUACUAAUUUCGACAUGGAAAACAGUCCUGGAGCAGGAGAGGUCAGCGAGUUAGUUGAAAUUGAAGGAAGAUUCAGUGAGGAAUCGAAUUCGAAGGAGCGAGUGGAUUUCGAUACAUGUCAUAGUGUUUCUUCCCAGGUACUCAUUGAUCAAAUUCAGGUUCGUGGGAUUCCGACUGAUGAGAUACAAACGGAGAUUGUAGCGAAUUCAGAACCUGAAAUUCACACGGCAGAUCAUAUAGAAGAUGGUGACAGAGUUGCAGAAUGUGGUUAGGAAUGAAUCAAAAGGAUGUGAAACAAAGCGUGGUUCUUCAAUUGAAGAAUGUUUGUACAUAGGUCCGGCUUCUAUGCAAAGGUCAUCCUCAUGCAAUGGAAGGAUUAGGUUCCAUGCCCAUAGUGUAAAUUCAACUGAUGCCUAUUGUUAUUAUUUACUAUUAUUAUUUUGGGUUCAAUUUCAAUCUGUUUAUUAAGAUGUACAUAGAAAAAUGGCUUGAGAUAUGUUAGCAUGAUUUUUGCAGUUUUGCUUCGUAACUAUGAAGGCACCAUUGAAAACAAUA
Arachis stenosperma is the source of this 1355-nucleotide messenger RNA. Its product is annotated as RING-H2 finger protein ATL54-like. Lineage: Eukaryota; Viridiplantae; Streptophyta; Magnoliopsida; Fabales; Fabaceae. Gene Ontology annotation, molecular function: transferase activity. The transcript has a single exon. The coding region runs from base 68 to 1072 and encodes 334 amino acids. Gene Ontology annotation, biological process: protein ubiquitination. The record is from RefSeq and is a predicted model, not a curated record.